UUUAGAUUCAUUAAUACAAUAUAUGCAACCCAUUCGUUAUAAGUAGUCAAUACAGUAAUAAUAUAAACAAAUGUAUCUAUUUUGAAAUCAUAAGAUCAAUAUAUAUAUAGAGAGAGAAUGACUGAUUUGAAUGUCGACUUGAAUAACAGAAGACGUCUCAUUUGUCAAUGUUUAUGUCCAUGUUCAAUUGAUAGAACACUAAACGAUGUUAGAGACGAAAAUGUUUACUACUCAGAAGAAGAUAAAGAAGCAGAAGAGGAAGAAGAAGAAGGAAUAUUCUUAACUUCCAAAGCUAAAGCUUUAUCAAACCUUUUAUUUUUAAAAGAUGAUAUAUUCGAGUUGGAAACAUUAAAUUUAUACAAUAAGAAAGCAAUUACAAUACAAUUAUGGAAUAGUGAACAUCAUUUAAACAAUCGAUAUUGGGAAGAAUUUCAAUCACAACCUCAAGUCAUAAAAAGAUAUUUACAAAAUGAAGCUAAACAAAUGAAUCGUUAUGCCUUGAUAACAAUGUUGUCUAACGUUAGUGGGCCUAUAGUACAGAUAUAACCGGCCUACUUCUUAUGAGUAGACAGUUUGAUUCCAGAACCAUUAAACUGAAGUUCUGUAUUCAACAAUUUCCCUAUGAUCAUCAAAUGUAGUUUCCAUGUAUACUAUCAAAUCAAUAUGACAUUGCUUUCUGUUAUUUAAAUCUCUACAUGAAUUACCAUAGUGAUUAAACAGUUACUAGAAUAUGGUAAUUGAAUAAUUUAGUUAGUAUUCAUUUAUUUACUAAAAUUUGUGUUCUAUUUACUAAUGCCAUUUAAUUAUAGUUUACAACUGAAUUUGACAUUGUAUUUUUCCAUCAGAGUAAAAUAUAUUAUUGGCUUAUGGUAAUUUCCCAAAAACAAAUAGUGCUGUACAGCCGAGAGUGGGGAGAGCCCCCUUCCUCUCUCUCUCUCGAAAUCCUCUCACACGGCUAC
Schistosoma rodhaini is the source of this 959-nucleotide messenger RNA. NCBI's taxonomy places the organism in Eukaryota, Metazoa, Platyhelminthes, Trematoda, Strigeidida, Schistosomatidae. The record is from the annotation of a GenBank genome assembly.